Serpula lacrymans var. lacrymans S7.9 is the source of this 1374-nucleotide messenger RNA. RefSeq names its product putative dimethyl allyl transferase (gene ppt2). Gene Ontology annotation, biological process: alkaloid metabolic process. Gene Ontology annotation, molecular function: transferase activity, transferring alkyl or aryl (other than methyl) groups. The coding region runs from base 133 to 1212 and encodes 359 amino acids. The transcript is spliced from 4 exons. Lineage: Eukaryota; Fungi; Basidiomycota; Agaricomycetes; Boletales; Serpulaceae. The record is from RefSeq and is a predicted model, not a curated record.
CGGACUCCGAGCGCUUCAUUCUGGUUACAGGAAGGCGGUCGCAUUUUGUCUUUGCUGCUCCGGCGUUCCUCCUACCCUCGAUGGCUUCACCGCGAAAUCGCCAUCUUUUACUUUACUUACAUCGUCCCUCACAUGGGUCCCAGUCCUUCAAAUUUUGGGGAUUUUCAACCAACAUCGUUCAUGGGUAACGACCAUAGCCCAAUCGAAUUUAGCUGGGUCAUCGAUUCAGAAAACAAGAUGACCGUCCGAUUCACUUCAGAACCCCUCUCAAUUUUUGACGGGACACCGACUUCCCCGAGUACUUGGAUCCCAUACCUGAAUUCUUUGGCGAGUUCUGAGCUAGUAGAGGGUUUCGACACAACGUGGUGUCAAAUUUGUUAUAAUACCUUGCUUCAUUCAUCUCCGGUUAAUCGGCACGGUUCUCAACACAUGUCACAGUUUUCUUUUGGUGCUGAUUUGACCUCCAAGGGACUGGUCGGAAAGGCGUAUUUUUUGCCUCAUAUACGAUGUCAAGUAUCUAACCUGACAACUACGAAAUUGACUACCAAUGCCAUGGAAAUCAUGGGCUUAGAAACCCCUUGGUCAACAGUGACAUCGUAUCUGUCCACAUUGCCAGAGCAUUUUCAGGCAAAUCCCGAGAUUGUUAGCAUAGACUGCACUGCACCUUCUAUAAAUCGUGCUAAAGUUUAUGUUCGUACACAAGCCACACACUACCACGCAAUUGCCGACUUCAUGACACUUGGAGGACAGCUAUCUGAUCCAUCUAUUGACGCCGCACUAUCUACUCUUCGACACCUGUGGAAUCUUCUAUUCGUUGGAAUUGAUGAAGAUACUCCUCUAACGUCGAGCAAUCCAGGUCAUUUCACCAGCGGUUUCGUCUUGUAUUACGAAAUGACUCUCGAUCGACCCACCCCAAUGCCGAAAGCCUACAUACCUGUUCAACAUUAUUGCGAUAGCGAUGCGCACAUCGCGAGAGCUCUGGCGCAAUAUUAUAAAGAGACAGGGAACGUAUCUGUUGGGGAGCGUUACGUGUCUGAUGUACAAGCCAUAUUCAAUCACCGAGAUCUGUCCGUUCGGACGGGCAUCCAAACCUACAUAGGUAUUGCUGCGAGAAAAACGGGGAGCCAAGUUUCAAUUUAUUUGUGUCCCGAACUCUUUGCGUCAGAGCGCAUGCGCCCGGGCAAUAAUUCUUCGAUAAUACGACCGAGCUAAUUAUCAUUAUCUACUUCGGUUACCGUCACAUUCUAGGGAAGCAUGUUAACAUUUGGUGGACAGUAUAAUUUUCAAGUGAAGACUCACGUUCUACAUUUAUUACAACUACUGUAUAGAUAGCGUAUGCAAGCAGGUCUUGUCAUUGUAGCAAACCUUUUUUUU